Messenger RNA from Hyalella azteca, 1671 nucleotides. Its product is annotated as galactoside alpha-(1,2)-fucosyltransferase 2. Gene Ontology annotation, molecular function: galactoside 2-alpha-L-fucosyltransferase activity. Gene Ontology annotation, cellular component: membrane. Gene Ontology annotation, biological process: carbohydrate metabolic process. The transcript has 9 exons. NCBI's taxonomy places the organism in Eukaryota, Metazoa, Arthropoda, Malacostraca, Amphipoda, Hyalellidae. The record is from RefSeq and is a predicted model, not a curated record. Bases 150 to 1589 code for a protein of 479 amino acids.
AUAUUACGAUGCCACGUAACUGAUAAAUUAACGGUCAUCUCGACAGUCUACGUUUGAAUAAAAACUCUCAUAUUGAUUCAGACAGUGUGAGCUCCCAGGCAGCAUUCUACGGCCGAACAAUUCCGUGACAAAACAACUACGUAUCAGGAAUGACGUUGCAGUUUCCGGUCACAAACAUGACAAAUCCUGCAAUCAAGACUUGUGAAGUUGACACCAAGUUGGCUGGAGUUGGUUUCAAGUUUUUUAAGUUGGCGGUGGUAACUCUUAUGACGCUACUACUGAUGUGGAGCUACACGACACAGCAUCUGGAGACUGACGACAGAAGACACCGUCAGUACAAACCCAUUGCCAUCAACAUGCCAAAUGACAAAGCAAGAACCAUGAGCGAUAAGGUGAACAUUAGCGAUCAUACCGAGGAAUAUCAUAGCUCCAAUUGUCCUGGUAGCCUCAAUUACACUGAAAACCUCGUGGUAAACGACACAGCGGCUCAGAUUGUGGCUUUGGUCUUGCGGUUGACUUCUAUCAAGCGAGCUGACGUCAUUGCGCUCCUAGACUCAACGCUACGCAACGCCGCUCCCCAACUGGCCUUCUUGCUCGACGUGCUCCAGGAUUUCGAUACCCAGCACGCAUGUGAGGCCUGCCAUGACACCCGCCCCCCGCCCAGGCCGGUGCUGGACGCCCGCAUCAGACUGGACCACAAUGUCAGCUGGAUGGGCUUGUCACUCCCAGCCCUCGCAAUGAAUCCGCUUGGGCGACUGGGCAAUCAAAUGGGCGAAUACGCUACGCUUUUUGCGUUUAAAAAAAUCUACAACACAACCGUGGUGCUAAUUCCAACCGAAUCGGCUCUGGACGCUUCGUUCGCGGGUCUCUCCAUCCCGCAUUUGAAAAAGUUUAAUCACUCAGCAUGGCGGCCAGUAUACCGCGAUGAUGCGGGUCUCUACACUUACCACGCUACGCACCUCGCCGCUGCAGGGCUCUUGGGACCACACCUUUUCCUGCUCAUGGAUUACCCGUUCGAAGCCGCUGUUUUCGGCGCCUACAAAACAGAACUCAUCAAGGAAUUUUCUUUUAAUGAAACCGUCAUGCGCCAGGCGGAGGCUCGCCUAGAAAUUGCGAGAGGGAUCGCCACAAACGCUACAUCAGGUCAAGGGGAUCCUCAGGUUUUGGUUGGUGUGCAUGUGCGCCUCACAGACUACCCGGACUACGUGAGAAAAAAAUUUGCUCUGAAGGACAUCCAGGCUCAAUACGAAGGCUACUUGAAGAGGGCCACAAAUUUUUUCCUUCGACGUCACGCCAACGUCGUCUUCGUGGUCACAUCAGACGACAUCAAAUCUACCACGAAGAUCUUCCUCAAAUUGGGGGUCAACACAACCUACAUAUCUCAAGGUAGUGCAGUAGAGGACAUGUGCAUGUUGACAUUGUGUCAUCACCACAUCAUCACCCUCGGCACCUACGGCUUCUGGACAGGCUUCCUGGGCCCCGGCAUCACAAUUUACCCUCAGCUCGACCCAGACUCCGGUUACCCCUUCACCAAAUCUUUCUACGGCGCGGCCGGACUCGCUAAUUUUAUACCGAUGCCUUUUUCCUAGCAGAAUAUUGUUGUUAAUCAUUAAAGUAUGGCAUUUCUAAGUCGUUAUUAGCUUCCUCACGGUUACGGAAAAAAUCAAUAGU